AUGCAAAAUAAUGCGAGAAAUCACUCACGAACAUUGGAUGCUUCCUCCACUCGAGCAGAAAGCAAUGAAGAUUGGACCCAGAUCAACGACAGGAGAGCGCGAAAAAGGGUGCAGAACCGGUUGAGUCAACGUAAGACUCCGAUUCUCAGUAUCAAAUUCAUAUCUGACUUAAUAGGUACUUACCGUGAGAAAAUGAGGAGGAGGCUCGAAGACGCCAAGAACAUAAAGAAGAGGCUCGAAGACGCCGAGGCUGCGCAGAAGGCUGCGCAGCCGCCAGUAGGGCCUCUACCAGUGCCACCUAAGUCCCGCUCCGACCAACAAACUCUCAGGGCACAGGACUCUGGCCAAGUGGCUCCUUCGUCGUCCAGCGUGCACUACCUCUACACGAAUACACCCUACAACUCCUUACCGCCCAUUGACUCAUCUUACGCCUAUACACAUCCAAUCUCACCUGAAGAUGAUAUCCAGCCAUCAAACUUGGGACGACACAGGCUUGGAUACGCUUUCUAUGAUGCCUUCAACGCUGGCCUAGACCCAGUCGACCAGCUAACUCUACAAACCUUCGGCCAACCUACUGAGGGUUCCUUGAUCAAUUUCGAAGAGGGACAACUAAAGGGAAUCGCAGAGGGCCCUAUCUCCAUUCUCGACAAGCAUAGAAGAGCUCCGCACGAUCAAACAGACAUUCCUAAACUGGCUCAGAUCAUGAGCGAAAUGAGAUACAACAUUACAGUACAUUUCGAACUGUUCUCCUCUUUUAUUGAGAGAUUACAGCAGGCACUACCCGAGCCGCGCUUCGACAAUCAAGCUUUUUGGUAUGUGCGAGUACUGCUGGGGAAAUACCUAGAUCAGAUGAUUCAGGUUCGAAAGGAGAGGGAGACUCUAUACGGAAAGGCAGUGAAAAUGAAGGGUAAACUAAGAACGUUUGAUACUACAGAGGACACCUAUACUCUAGUGAUCGAGACUUCGGGUGAGAAGUUCAAUGGGAUAACUGUCUAUGCAGACGAGUACUGGAAAGGAAUCGCCACGAUUGAAAGAUACGUCGAAGAUGUCCCACUCAGUCACUCUAUCGACUACACGCCCUCAACGGCAUCCGCUGACGAUCCAUACGUGUACCUCCAGCUGUAGAGGCAUCGCAGGGCAACGACGGCAUGUUUUCGAUGGUAGGAAGAUAAAGUGCGAUUCUGUUGGACGACAGAGCUGCUCAAAUUGUGUUGGAGCAAUGGAAAGGUGCAUUCUCGCAGCGUAGUUUUCAUUGUGUAUGUACUUAAUGCCUUUCAAGAUUAAUACGACUAGGGAUGUAAGCU
Paraphaeosphaeria sporulosa is the source of this 1304-nucleotide messenger RNA. RefSeq lists its product as uncharacterized. The transcript has a single exon. The record is from RefSeq and is a predicted model, not a curated record. Bases 1 to 1125 code for a protein of 374 amino acids. Lineage: Eukaryota; Fungi; Ascomycota; Dothideomycetes; Pleosporales; Didymosphaeriaceae.